Molecule: messenger RNA, 1269 nt
Organism: Fukomys damarensis (Damara mole-rat)
Lineage: Eukaryota; Metazoa; Chordata; Mammalia; Rodentia; Bathyergidae
Product: T-cell activation inhibitor, mitochondrial
Exons: 5
Cellular component (GO): mitochondrion
Source: RefSeq, a predicted model, not a curated record
AUGACACCUCUUCUUCAGCCCAUGGACCAGCAAGUGAUCUGCACCUUCAAGAAGCUGUGCUUAAAGGUAGUGGAGGAGACUAUGUCCAUGGGUGAAAGUAAUCGUCUGGACAUAGAGAAGCUUAUUGAGGACCAUAAGGAGGAGCUGGCACUGGCAGAACUUGCUGAACCCUUGAGUAAGCAUCAAAAAGCACUUGUUGAACAUCAUUCCACUGAGGAAGAGGAAGACAGAAAGCAGAUAAUGAGGGGUGAGGCUUCUAAGCCAGCCACAAUUGAAGCCUCUACUGAGGUGUACCUAUCCUUAUCUGAUUUUGUUCAAGCUCUUCAAGGACAGUAUCCCUUACAGGAAGUAAAUGGAGAGUUUGGCAUUAUCUAUGUCCAUCUCAAUGACUUCAAACAAAUCAAACAAGAUCUAGUCCAGUUCUCCUGGCAGAGAUAUCUUACCUUGCUUGAAUACUGUUAUAUACAUGUGCCCAGGUGGCAGAGAAGCUGGGGCAUGGAGCACCACUGCAGCCCGCUGCACAGUUUGUGCCUCCUCACGCAGAAGAGCCCAGAGACCCUGCAGAAAGCCAAAGGCUGCACACUCAUCUUUACUGACCACUUAGGUGUGAGCACGGUGGGCCACGUGAUGCAAGGCACCAUGGAUGUCCACCACCACUGGAGCAAGUUUUUUGAAAGGUUGCCAAGUUAUUUAGACCUCCAGAGGAAGCUGAUGCUUUUAGAAGACCAAAUAAGCAGGCUUUGGGGGGGCAUCCGAGUGGUUUACACUGAGGAGCUGCAGCCAGUGCUGACCCUUGAAGGGUACUUCUCUGUCCUUGAUGUGUUUCACCGCAGGCUGCUGCACAGCAGAGCACCUUUCCACCCUCAGAGUCUUCAGGGCUUACAGAUGACCCUCAACAGUGACAGGUAUGUGCCAAGCCUUCACGAACUGGGGCAUUUUAACAUCCCAAUGCUCUGUGACCCAGCAAAUCUGCAGUGAUUUUUUCUCACCAAAGCCCAGCAGGCAAGAGAAAACCUGAACAGAAUGGAGCAGUUAAAGGUUGUGGAAGAGCAGCUGAUCCACGCCUCCACCGAGAAGCUCGCCCUGGUGAAGCUGUACAAGGAGCCCAGCGUCUCCACCUGGCAGAAGGUGGCCUGCUCUGAGGGGCUCACCCUGCACCCACAGCUGGCCCUGCACGUGCACCUAUGCAUGUCCCAUUUCUACUCUGUGUUGCAGGACGGUGACCUGUGCAUCCCCUGGGACUGGAAGGAUGGAGAUGCUGUGAAAUGA